AUGUAUGUAACAAGGCCGCUUUCUCUGUACAAGGAAAACCCUGAGGCUUUAAAGGUACCCCCACCAGAGGGCCCUUACUCGGGGUACCUCCUCAUCCACGAUGCUGAUCAAGGAGAAGAGGAGGCCGCGAGGUCCAGACAGAGUUGGCUGCAGGCCUUGUUCAAGGACAAGACCAAGUGUAGGACAUUGCCCUUCCCUCAGGACAAGCUGCUCAAGGUUGAGGACGCAACGGGGUCCAGUAGCAUCACGAACAAAGCGUCCUUCAUCCCCGUUCUCGGUCAGCCCUUGUCCUCCAACCUCUACUACGUUGUCAAAGCUGAUGGUCUCGACAAAGGGUUGGUCUAUACUUGUUCAACAGAAGAAGAUACUACAACCACCUGCCUCUGUACAUGUAUAAACGAUGUGGAGCCUAUCCGUUUCCGUUCCAGAAACAUCUACCAGCAGAUGAAGAUAAUAAAACGCCUGCAUGGGGGUUUUAGAGCAGAAUCUACAGUCUCGCACGGCUUUCCUCCCCGAUUUCUGCGCGUCGAACGAUGGUGUGCUCGUACCUCAGACUUGCCAGGAAAGAGGAAACUAGCGCAUGUUGAUGGUCUCAAUGUUCAUCUUAGAUCAAAGACUCCGGAUUUUGACUUUCCAAUGUCUCAAAAGAUCUCAAGCGCAAUCACAGUGGGAGAGUGGUAUUGCCCCUUCCUGUUCAUUAGGGAAAUUGGUGGUCUGGAGAAUCCGGAGAGCCAAAUGAAAGAGAGUUUAUUUUACAGUAUGAGACUUGAGCAACAAUGGGUGGAAAUUUUCAGUGCUGAGAACUACCACAGAAGCGUGUAUGUACCAGUGAGGACUAGUUUCAGAAAGGAAGAAGCAUUGAUUGGUGAAGGCAGAUAUAUAGUCAAUGAAUCGGAUGUGACAGACGGAAUGCUAGUUCUGAAAGGGUGGAAUGGAUGUGGAACGAUAGUUGGUGUAGGUUUGAGUGAAGAGAUCGUAGAGAAAAUGAGGAAUGAGCAGGGGGGAGGAGGACAGGGGGAAGAUCAAGUGAGUGUGAAGAUGGUGUUUGAAUGUGAGAACAAUGGCUGGAUGAAGUUUGGUUGCUAUGUUCUGGAGGAAAGAUAUGUACUGAGGAGGAUGGAUGGAACUGUAGUGCUCACUUAUAUUUUUAGAGAUCCGCAUCAAAUCAAACCCAAGUGGGAGUGAGACCUUGUAAA
Messenger RNA from Nymphaea colorata (pocket water lily), 1196 nucleotides. RefSeq lists its product as uncharacterized. Lineage: Eukaryota; Viridiplantae; Streptophyta; Magnoliopsida; Nymphaeales; Nymphaeaceae. The record is from RefSeq and is a predicted model, not a curated record. The coding region runs from base 1 to 1185 and encodes 394 amino acids. The transcript has 2 exons.